This is a messenger RNA of Anopheles merus, 1191 nucleotides long. RefSeq names its product zinc finger matrin-type protein 5. The transcript is spliced from 4 exons. The record is from RefSeq and is a predicted model, not a curated record. Bases 316 to 744 code for a protein of 142 amino acids. Gene Ontology annotation, cellular component: U12-type spliceosomal complex. Lineage: Eukaryota; Metazoa; Arthropoda; Insecta; Diptera; Culicidae. Gene Ontology annotation, molecular function: zinc ion binding.
AGAAAUAAUUACUUUAACGUUUUUUAUUUAAUGAAACCAGACGCAUAGGCUCCUAUAUCAUCACACAACUCUCGAAUGCGAUCGUUCGCUCGUGAUAUUCACCGGGCGGCGUGUUGUUUAUUUACAUCCAGUGACAGAAGCACACCUCAAAUUGACAGCAUGUCUACAUCAUGCGAAGCUUGCCCCUUCUUUGCAGAAGACUUUGACCUCAAUUCGUAAACAACACUUUUCCGAUCAGUUUUAUGGAGGAUUAAAAAACAGCAUUGUCGCAUGUGUUUGUUCUUGUAAAGCACUCUGUUCAUAGAAACAUUUAGCAUGGGACGUAAAUAUUACUGCGACUAUUGUGAUAAACGGAUACAAAACGAUUACAACAUAAUCAAACAACACAAUGUAGGACUGCCACAUCUUCGAGCCAGGGCUGAAUACUUUCAACAAUUCAAAAGUAUUGAAGAGAUUUUAGGGGAAAUCAAAUAUAAACCGCCUUGCCGUUCCUUGAAAGAUCAUAGUGUUUGCAUGUUUGGGGUACUAUGCAGAUAUCGUCAUUAUACAUCAGAGCAAAUUCGGGAAAUGCAACAGUUUGUUCAACGUCCGAAAGAGUUUAAUUCUAAAAGAUCAGAACGACUGCGUAAAUACUUGCGGAAUGUAAUGGCUCGUUCGGAGCUAUUCGUUAAAAAACGAUACAAUCAACAUGCGAUGGAAAAAUUACCACCUUCUAUGAUACAAAUCGAAGAUUCUUCCAAGUAGACGCCAGCCAAAAACACUGUCUUGUAUGGGAAACAAGUUUUUUGUUUAACCAUCAAUGAAUCGCGUAAUCAGCGAAUUUGCUUGAAUUUGUUAUACAUCAUCCACCAUUGAUAAUUGUUCCUGAAAGCUUAUUUAACAUAACUUAUUUAGAUGAAAGAUAUAAAUGAAGCUGCCCAAAAAUUUAAUAAAAUACAUCCAAAACUACUUUAUUUUCAUUGUUGUCAUUUCUAUCGCUACAAUGAAGCAUCUAUGUGCCUAGCUUUGGGUUAAUCGUUAUUUUAUAUUGUUUUAAUCUACAAAAUGCCCUUUAAUUGCCAUGGUUGGUAUAAAAACAGAGUCAAAAACCAUAAACAAUACUCAUUAUGCAGAAUAAUAAACAAAAAAAAUCACAGCAGCGGACAAAAUUUUAUUACAGUUCAAUAAAUGUGUUACGUGUACCUUACGCUA